Molecule: messenger RNA, 643 nt
Organism: Galleria mellonella (greater wax moth)
Lineage: Eukaryota; Metazoa; Arthropoda; Insecta; Lepidoptera; Pyralidae
Product: histone H4-like
Exons: 1
Coding region: 130-441 (103 amino acids)
Biological process (GO): nucleosome assembly
Cellular component (GO): nucleosome
Molecular function (GO): protein heterodimerization activity; structural constituent of chromatin; DNA binding
Source: RefSeq, a predicted model, not a curated record
AACGUGAUUACAUUCUGUCAAAGUAGUUAGUUUUGCCGUUUCGCUCGCUUCGGACGUUGUACGCGUUCGCUGUUCAUUUUAGUACAGUUUCGUAUCGUAUCGUGUAUCCUAUAAUAAUAUAUAGCGAACAUGACCGGUCGCGGCAAGGGAGGCAAAGGUCUUGGAAAAGGUGGCGCCAAGCGACACAGGAAGGUGCUGCGUGACAACAUCCAGGGCAUCACGAAGCCCGCCAUCCGUCGUCUUGCUCGCAGUGGUGGUGUCAAGCGUAUCUCUGGUUUGAUCUACGAGGAAACUCGUGGUGUUCUGAAGGUGUUCCUUGAGAACGUCAUCCGUGAUGCCGUCACCUACACGGAACACGCCAAGAGAAAGACGGUCACCGCCAUGGAUGUCGUCUACGCUCUGAAACGCCAGGGCCGCACUCUGUACGGUUUCGGCGGUUAAAUGAUGAUGAUGAUGGAGGUGGUUGACGAUAUUGAUCAUCAUCAUCAUCACCGUCCGUCGUCAUCAUUUAUAAUAAUAAAAGGCCCUUUUUAGGGCCGCAAAAUUGUCUAAAUUACCGAUUAGUUUCCGGUGGAAUGGAUAUAAGUUUUUUUUUACGACCAUAGGUUAAUAAAAUAAAAAAAAAAAAAAAAAAAAAAAAAUA